CUCCCGAUGCUCAGUAGAGCAAUAGCAGUUUCACACGUACGCACGAAAACGACUGAAUCUACGCAUGUGCUACAGCCUCAUUUCCUGUAGCGUCUCAAAAAUCAUAAGUUAAAACCAUAACUGCCACGGCGACAGUGUCGGGUGUAAUUGUGAACAUAGGUGAAUAUAAUUGAACCUAAGCAGUGUACGUGACUAUUACGUUACUUCAAUCCUACGACUUCAAGGAAGUUUCGCGGCGGAGACGUUCCGCCCACGAAGACGACAGAGACGACCGUCAACUUUUCGUGGUGGCGUUUUUGUCUGUGUUUAACAAUAAUUAUACGACAAACAUCGCGCCCCCGCUAUGAUUCACAGUGGCGGCGGCGCCGACUGUUACACCGGUACGGCGGCAACCACGACGAAUGCUGGCAAUCCGACGACCAUGAUGUUGGUAAAUAUACAACAGCAACAACAAAUACAACCACAACAGCAGCAGCAACAACAACAGCAGCAACAGCAAACGGCUGCAGAUACCCCGGCGGACUUUUGGUGGUGGUCCACAUCGACGGCCCAGCAACUCGCCGACAACGGUGGAGCGAUAGCCGGACACCAACUCCAGCAAAUAUCGUCUUCAUCUUCCCAACAGCAACAGCACCACCAAACAAUGMACGGAGACGAGUUUGACGGUUUCGACUUGUCGUUGCUCAUAAACGGCGCAAGCGACGGGUACUUCAGCGACACGUCUUCAGCUGACUGCCGAGUGCCAGGGGCCGCCAUUUCUGCGACGGUUACCGUGCACACCAACACGUCCAUGGACGGUGGCAGCGACGAUGGCAACUGUUACUACCCGACAUCCGUGACGUCGACCUCACUGCAACAACAAUUGGACCUACAGCAACUUCUGUCCAUAUACGACGACAUGUGUUUUUUCAGCGGUGGUACCGCUGAAGAUGAUGCAAAAUCAAUUUUCCAUCAGCAACCUCCGGUGGCCCCGGCCGAGGUGUCUACAACGACCGCCGGUGUCAGUCAACCCAAAACCACCGUGCCGGUCAUCCCAGCCAGCCAGCUCGUCAACACCACGACGACGAUAACUGACACCACCACCAACGCCGCCGCAGACACCGCCAAGAACCACGUCGGCAAAACCACUCUGUUGAGAUCGCUGUUGACAGCUACAGCACCACAGCCCGUGAUGCCGCUUUCAGCCACGCGCCCAGUCGACUCACCACCAGCGGCCAUAGUCGAAUCCACCACUGAAGUGGCGACGCCGACGACGACGACAACGACAAUGAAACAAGAGGCCUCCUCACAGAACAGCCACAACAAAAACAACAACAACAAACACCGACUGCUGAUAGAAAUGUUACGCAGUGGAAACGAGGACGACGACGUAGUCCCCACGGCCACGACAGUGCGGCCCGCGCGCCGCAGGCCACGUGCCGAUGAGACUAUCGGUUCCGAUGACGAAAACGGGCCGCCGCAAGGCAGUCGCCGCCGACUAGAUACCCCGCCGUCUCUGCAACUGGACGGUGGACAGGCGUCCAGACAAGACGUCACGGACGAUGACGAGCUGCUGUUGUACGGUGGUCCUUAUUAUUCCAACGUGGCGUCGCCUUCGUGGCUGGACCGCAUGGUGGCGGCGGCUGCCGCUGCGACAACGGGCGCCACCACUACCGAUUUUUAUCCAUACACCACAGACACCACCGUAGACCAGCAGGUGCUGCAACAAGACAUCUACCGUCGUCGACAACAACAACAACAGCAGCAGCAGCAACAGAACAGCGACAGUACAGUGGACAUCGUUAACAUCGUGGACGACUGUUGCAGCGUCAGCGAUUAUUGCAACAGCUACGGCAUCGGUAGCAGUGGUGGCUUUGACCAGGGUUACUACUCCAUUGCUUCGGCCGAAGUGGCGUACAGCCCACAAAAUUCUGCUCCGGUGCCAUCCAUCACGCCACCGCCAUCUUCGUGUGGAGACCCAUCGACGACGAGCACGAGCGACGACGGUGAUAACAUGGUCCAACAAGUGUCGACCUGGAAAACUACCGAAGCAACGACAUCYGACGACUAUUACGACAGGCUUCUGAUGACGGUUAUGAUGGAGGCGGCGGCUGCGGUGGCUUCAGUUUCAUCGCCGGCCAGCGAUAGCAAUUGCUCCGGUACAACUGACAAUGUCGGCAGCAACUUCAUCAGUAGCAGCAGCAGCAACAGYAACAGCAACAGCACUUGUAGCACUACUUUCAAAAGCGAUAUCAGUGAUGAAAGUGGCGACGUGAACGGCGACGGUGACGGCAACAACAACAUGUGCUUCAAAAUCGAAGUGGACGACGACGAGUACUGUGGMGACGCGGCCACUACGACGGCCGCCGAUUACGACGAUGACGACGACGAAAUCGAAUCGGACGUAUCCGAAACGAAGUUUCAAUCGAGCCAGCUCCUUGUCAAGGCCUCCGCGACAUGCUGUUCGACAACGGCGGCUGUGGUUGAGCCGGAAAACAAGACAUUAUCGGCCGCUACGACGGCCGUAACCGCUUCCGGUUCCCCGUCGUCGUCACAACACAUCCAUUUGUGGCAGUUCCUCAAGGAACUGUUAACCGCGUCAUCAGCAGCCGCGGAACUGCAGACGACCACCGCGGACGUCGAAGCGGUUAACUGUAGCGCGUCACCAUCGUCGCCGUCUGCGUCGUCGACGACGCUCUCAAACACCGCAGGGAACAAGCCACAGCAGCCGCAGCAGAUGAUUCGGUGGCUGGACCGGAAGCAGGGUGUUUUCAAAAUCGAAGACAGCCAGGCCGUGGCCCGUCUCUGGGGCCGCCGCAAGAAUCGGCCUGCCAUGAACUACGACAAACUAUCCCGAAGCCUACGACAAUACUACAAAAAAGGCAUUAUGCGCAAGACGGAACGUUCACAACGGCUCGUCUACCAGUUUUGUCAUCCGUAUAACGCUUGACGAAACUAAAACUUAAUAUAAUAAAAA
This is a messenger RNA of Diuraphis noxia (Russian wheat aphid), 2956 nucleotides long. RefSeq lists its product as uncharacterized. The record is from RefSeq and is a predicted model, not a curated record. NCBI's taxonomy places the organism in Eukaryota, Metazoa, Arthropoda, Insecta, Hemiptera, Aphididae. Gene Ontology annotation, biological process: cell differentiation; regulation of transcription by RNA polymerase II. Gene Ontology annotation, molecular function: sequence-specific DNA binding; DNA-binding transcription factor activity, RNA polymerase II-specific. Gene Ontology annotation, cellular component: nucleus.